CUCAAUACUUUUCCCUUUUCUUGAUCAAUACCUUUGUGAACUAAGCUGAUUUGUUUUUCUCUUGCGUGCACUUUGAUCAAUGUUUCCUCGUUUGUUCUAAAUUUAGACCAUCAACGCUUUCUCCAUGGUUUUUCAUUUCCUAGGGUUAGUGGGUAGUUGGAAAUUUCAUAAAGUUCUUGUAAAUAUUUUAUAGAGGUUAAGAGGUGAAAUGAGGGGAGGGGUGGCUGGUUGUGGCUUCAAACAAUUGCGAGAUGUUUACGGGAAGUUCUUCCUUAGUUUGGUAUCAAAAUACGGUUCCGCCACUGUGAUUAAUUGAUUUGUGUGUAUGCAAAAUUUGAAAGCGUGAAGCUGAGUUGUCGUAGUUUGAGGUAAAACUAUUGUUGCCUCAGUUCAAGAUAGUUGUCUCAGUGGAAACACGCUUGCAGUAUGUGACAAUAAGUUUCAACAUUAAUGUGAUUUUGACAGGAAGCUGUGACCGUAGAAGCCAACAUUUCAAUCAUAAUCAUCAGGUGUUGAGAACUGUGAAAUGGAUGCUGAAAAAGUGGUACACAGUGGAGGUUGUCAUUGUAAGAGUGUAAGGUGGAAAGUGGUUGCUCCUUCCAGUGUUGUGGCAUGGGAUUGCAACUGCUCAAACUGCAACAUGAGAGGCAAUACUCACUUCAUUGUGCCUGCUGACCAAUUUGAGCUUUUGGGAGAUUCUGUGAAGUUUCUCACAACAUACACUUUUGGCGCUCAGACUGCAAAGCACACAUUCUGUAAAAUCUGUGGCAUAACCUCCUUCUAUUAUCCACGCUCGAAUCCAGAUGGGGUCGCAGUUACAUUUAGAUGUGUUGACCCUGGAACAUUGACCCAUGUUGAAAUCAGACAUUUUGAUGGCAAGAAUUGGGACACCGCAUAUAAUCAGACAGGUAUCUCUUCAUUUUCAAAGGUGGAGAAGUAACUCUCGUCACCUCCAGGACUGAAAAAUAGGAUCAUUGGCACUCCUGCGUUAUGUUUUCAUGCCGUGGAUUCGUUGUGUUGCAGUGUGUUGCUACUGCAAAUGCUAUGGAAAAGAUAAAUCUGAUGCAAUACAAUACAAAAUUAUAGAAGGUUUGGGAAUGUUUAUGCUUCUAGUAUGGUUCCAUUUUGUAUGUCAAACGUGUCUUCUGAAGAGAGAACUGCUCGAGUUUAAUUUUCA
Molecule: messenger RNA, 1177 nt
Organism: Vigna unguiculata (cowpea)
Lineage: Eukaryota; Viridiplantae; Streptophyta; Magnoliopsida; Fabales; Fabaceae
Product: carbon-sulfur lyase
Molecular function (GO): carbon-sulfur lyase activity
Source: RefSeq, a predicted model, not a curated record